UUGUUGUACAUACAUCUUGCUGGUUGGCUUCACAAGGGCAUCCGGAGCGACAACAUACUCUUUUUCGCUGAGAAUAACGGUGGUUUCUCUUAUGACCAAUCUUUUGUUGUAGGAUUCGAAUAUAGCAGGGAAGCAUCUGAUCCCCACUAA
Molecule: messenger RNA, 150 nt
Organism: Bipolaris sorokiniana ND90Pr
Lineage: Eukaryota; Fungi; Ascomycota; Dothideomycetes; Pleosporales; Pleosporaceae
Exons: 1
Biological process (GO): protein phosphorylation
Molecular function (GO): ATP binding; protein kinase activity
Source: RefSeq, a predicted model, not a curated record